AUGUCAACUACACAAAGAAGUGAGGGAAUGAAUGCCUUUUUUGAUGGAUUUAUAAAUUCAAGCACGACACUUCAACAGUUUGUGGUUCAAUUCGACAAGGCCCUAAGAGUGAAGGCACAAAAAGAAAUACAGGCUGACUUCUCCUCCCUGAACACCACGAUUGGUUGUGGCUCCCAGUCACCGAUCGAAAGACAAUUUCAAUUGGAGUACACACACGAGAAGUUUGAGGAAGUCCAAACUGAAUUUUGGUCUAGGAUGAAUUGUUUUAUCAAAAAAACUGUAAAGGACAAUUUUAUGAAUACUUACACAAUAAAUGAGGAGAGGAAGUUUGAGGAUAAAUGUGCAGACAAAUUUUAUACAGUUGAAUUUGAUCCACUGACUAACAAUACCACAUGUUCUUGCCUCUUAUUUGAGUUUAGAGGCAUCAUUUGUCGGAAUUCGCUAUUGGUAUUUUGUCGGAAAGAUGUUUGUAAUGUACCAUCCAAAUAUGUUCUUCGGUGUUGGAGUAAAAAUAUCCGUAGAAGGCACAUGCUCAUUAGAGCAACAUACACUACUUCAAAGCUUCAACCGACCAUGCAAAGAUACCAACUAUUGUACAAAAAAUUCUAUGAAAUAGCGGAGGUUGCUUGUGAAUCCGGAGUUUUUUCAAAUCAGUUAGAAGAAGAUCUUGAUUUACUUGGUAAUAAAUUUGGCUGCAGUUCAACCAUGACUACUAACAUCAUUAGUGAUGGAGGUGAACUAAGAUCUGAAAAUCCGGUCACCGGUCCAACAUCUGACACUGCAGGGGGAAAUGAUGACGUACUUGUCCGCAGCCCUUUAGCAGUGAAGCGAAAAGGGCGACCGCGCACAAACAGGUUAAAGUCUACCGUCGAGAAAAGAACGAGAAAAGCAAAAACAUCUUCAGCAAAGAAGUCAUCAACACCAUUCGAAAGAACAGUGCCUGAUGUUAUACAAAUUGUUGAGGUCAUUCCAUUUGCAUCCCAAUCUUACCAAGUUUCAGACCAAUCCGGAGUGGCUCCAUCGGGAUUUUUGUCUUUGUUAUCAACUGUGCAUAACAAUUUCGAUAAUAACAUACUUUGA
Messenger RNA from Vigna radiata var. radiata (mung bean), 1080 nucleotides. Its product is annotated as protein FAR1-RELATED SEQUENCE 9-like. Gene Ontology annotation, biological process: regulation of DNA-templated transcription. The transcript is spliced from 2 exons. Gene Ontology annotation, molecular function: zinc ion binding. NCBI's taxonomy places the organism in Eukaryota, Viridiplantae, Streptophyta, Magnoliopsida, Fabales, Fabaceae. The coding region runs from base 1 to 1080 and encodes 359 amino acids. The record is from RefSeq and is a predicted model, not a curated record.